AGAGUCGGACCCUGAAGCCUUGAGGGACGCUGAUGUUCCAGUGUCUGCUGGCGUCAGGAGGAUAGGGCGCAGGGAAGUUCGGAGAGCAAAAGGUGCCAAAGGUUUGUGUCUCCAUCAGCUGAGCACCCACCAGCGCCAGGGAGGCGCACAAACACAGGCACCUGCGCACAAGCACACCUCUGCUUAAUUUUGACCCCAAACCCGGUCAGGAAUGAACAUGUCUCACCCGACGAUGGCUGCCAUGCCAGCCAGCUCCGGUCUCUGCUGGUCUGACGCGUUCCGUACCAGGCACGUGCUGGGAUGUUUACGUCCAACCUCCAGCGGGCGGUGCCGGGCGAAGCCUCGCAGUGACGCCACGGGGGGUUGCCACGCCCACGCCCGUUGCCGUGGAGACCGUCCCGCGCGCAGGCUGCUUUCCGAGAACGGAGCGACGCCGCCAUGACGGCGAGGCGACACAAGCGCCUGCUGCUGGCCUGCGGAGGCUCGCUCGGACUCUGCUGCGCCCUGGCGGCCGCCGUGGCCACCGGGCUACCGCUCUGGGUCGACGGAACCGUGCUCUGCCGGACCGGGGCCGAGCUGGUCAACGCCACGGGGGCCGAGCUGGACAAGUUCGUGGGCCGCCUGGCGUACGGACUCUUCCACGGGGAGAGGGUGAAGACGUGCGGCCUAGGGGGGAGAACUUCCCGCUUCUCAGUUUUUUCAGAACUAUUGGACGCGGUCCCAGCAGGUCUUCAUGUAACCAUCAUCUUUUUCUGCGGCGCGCUGGUGGUCUUCUCGUCCGUGGCCAGCGGCUUCUUCUUCUUCAACGCCUUUGGACGUCCUUACGAGACGCUGCACGGCCCUAUGGGACUUUACUUGUGGACGGCCGUGUGCUGUCUGUGCAGCUUCCUGGUCCUGAUCCUGUUUGUGUCUGAGGUGAAAGUCCAUCGUCUGUCCGAGCGCAUCGCUAACUUUAACGAAGUGGCCUUCGUCUUCCAGACGUACGGCGAGCGCUACGACGUUUCUUUCUGGCUUUUCCUGCUGGUCUUCCUUCUCCAAGGAGUCAACGUGGCACUGGUCCGACUGGCCGGCAUGCAGUUUCCCUUCCAGGGAACCAAAAACUUGGACCUGAACGGGGGCGCAGCCGACCUCAUGUACUAAUGUAACAGAAAGCGGGGGCCAUUUUGAUUUUUCACCGUUUCUGAACCAAUACAAUAUUUAUUAGAACCAUUAGUGCCCCCACUCAAUUUUGGUGAACGUUAAAGGUCCCGGGGACCCAGAUGGGUCUAGGUCAUUAAAGUGUUAAAAACAAGUCAUAUGUAUUUUUUUGUGUUUUACGUUCAAAGCUAAAAUAUUCAGAUCUAUCCGUUGACAUAGUUUACAUUUUUUCCUUUUUUUGUCAGCAAAACCCCUGAUUUAUUAAAUAGGAAAAACACAAAAUGUGCAAUAUUUUCCUCUAAAAAAUGUUCCAAGUAGAAUAUUUGAUGUGAUGUAAUUGGAGGCUUGAAUAGGUCAAUAAUUCAUGACAACAUUAAUUUUGAUUCCUAAUUUUUUUAGUUGAAAAAAAAAGACUUAAGGCCCAUACUCAUAAGUGUUAAAAAUAUUAAUAAAUAAAUAUACAUUAUUUUUAUUUUUAAGGCUUAAAUAUAUCUGUUGAUUGUUAGUUGUUUUUUGAGCAGAGUUAAAAAAAAAAAAAACAUCCCAAAAGGCCCCCCACUCACAAGUGUUAAAAAUAAUAAUAAAUAAAUAUUAGUUUUAUUUUGAGUGCUUAAAUCAAUCCAUUGAUUGUAAGUUGUUGUUUUUUGAUGUCAGUUUAAAAGUAAAAAGUUUAUUAGUGUCAAUAUUGUAACAUUUUAUAGUUACAUUGCACCUCUUUUAUUCUCUCUUUUUUUAAAGUAUUUUUAAAAAUAGCCUUUAAAAAGGUGCACAUUAGAUGCUAGGCAAUAGAGCCGCUGAUCGUGCUUCGGCGGCGGCUGCAUCUUUUCUUGUCAACAAACGAAGAUGUUGUAGGAUCACAUGCUUAAACAUCAUGGAAUUGUUGUUCAUUAUCCCCCCAUAGUAGUAGUUACAGCAGUAAUACAAUCAAGGACCUCAAACGCAAUCAAUCAGAACGAUUCGCAUUAGCAGUAAGCAUUGAGGGGAGCCGUUGCAGCCUAUUCUCGGUUCGAUAAUGGCACAUUUCUUUCCUAUUUCUAUAUUGUAAAUCCCUUUUUUAUGGUAACUUUGAAUGGAAAGUGGUUUGACGGAAUGCUGUUGCAUUAAAGAUACAGCAGAGGGCAUUGUCACAUUAAAUCACUCAUUUUACAGCAGGAGAAUGCUUUGACAAGACACUUGUAACUACUAGUUUUAUAUACUGUAUGCCUGACACUCUUUUUUUUAAAUGAAUAAAACCCCAUUUACAUGUGUUUUAUACCUGUCAGUGUAUUAUGGGCUACAAAAUAGGCCUUUUUAUGGGUGUGUGAUCUACUGUGUACUGUAUCGACAUAUGAGGACUAUCUGAAGAUUGUCAGAAUAAAAAUGUACAAAUAAA
Nerophis ophidion (straightnose pipefish) is the source of this 2509-nucleotide messenger RNA. RefSeq names its product clarin 1 (gene clrn1). The record is from RefSeq and is a predicted model, not a curated record. Lineage: Eukaryota; Metazoa; Chordata; Actinopteri; Syngnathiformes; Syngnathidae. The transcript is spliced from 3 exons. The coding region runs from base 439 to 1140 and encodes 233 amino acids. Gene Ontology annotation, biological process: sensory perception of sound; equilibrioception.